AUAUCAUUUCUCACAUCUGUGUUUGGGCGCCAAGAAAACGUAGGGAAAAUAGUAAUAUUUCUCACAAAAUAAACAACCUGCCUUCGAUUAUGCUCUCGAAACAUUCUAUCCAAUCCAACUGAAUCAGAAAAACUUCCUGAUUCAGAAAAUGGAACAGAAGAUCUCGUCCCCGUUAACGAGCGCGAAGACCACGCAAGAGCUGGCAAUUGAAGGCCAGAAGCAUCUAGAAAAAACGAUAGAGUCAGCCUUCCAGAUCCUUUCCUCCAUGAACGACGAGCUCUGUAACCCCGCCUUGUGGUCCACCACUACUUCUACUUCUUUACCAUCUGCGACUGCCAUCACUACUAAUACGACCCCAAUUGCCAAUGGCCCUUCUUCUCUAUCCUCGAACGGUGUUGCCAAUGGCGACGCCGCCGCUUCCGACACGCAUCCCGCUGAGAGUGUUGGUGGUACUGGAGGAGCGCUCGAGGAAGCUCGGUUUCGGUAUAAGAACUCUGUGAACUCACUUCGUGCAGUUAUCGCCGCAAUCCCUAGCUCUCAGAAGGCAAAGUCAUUUGAAAUGGGUUCAACUCCAAGUGGCCUGGAAUCCCUAGAAGAUCAGACUGAAAUUCAGAAGUUAGAAGAGCGAGCCUCUAGUCUAAGAAAGGAACUUGCAAACAAGAACAUGUAUCUCAAGCUUCUCAUAGAUCAGCUACGAGAUCUUAUUACUGACAUUUCUACAUGGCAAAGUCCUUGUUCUGUAUGAAGCUCUGGAUAUAUAUGGUCCUCUUGAGUAACCAUGGCUGAGAAUAGAGACUCUGGCCCAUAUUUUUGCAUGAGGUGAUGAUACUUCUGUCCCGACUUUCUUCGUUGUUCUGUUAAACUUCACCAUAUAUUCAUUUUAGAAGACUAGUAGUUAAGAGGAGAGUGAUCAGGACAUGGAGGGGUAAAAAUUAUUUUACAAAUUUUGGAUGAAAAAUAGAGUAGUGUAGUCCCGAAGGAACAUGUUUUAUAUCCUGAUACAUUUAACAUUAUGGAUAAAGUGUUUGUUGAAAAGGAUUUUUGGUAUGACUAACCUAGUUUGCUCAUGUUAGUCAUUCC
This is a messenger RNA of Carya illinoinensis, 1080 nucleotides long. Its product is annotated as mediator of RNA polymerase II transcription subunit 30-like. The record is from RefSeq and is a predicted model, not a curated record. Gene Ontology annotation, cellular component: mediator complex. NCBI's taxonomy places the organism in Eukaryota, Viridiplantae, Streptophyta, Magnoliopsida, Fagales, Juglandaceae. Bases 149 to 745 code for a protein of 198 amino acids. The transcript is spliced from 3 exons.